AUGAGUUCGCAUUUGAAGGAAUCUCCGUCGCUGAGCAUCCUCGUGCUUGAUUCCACAUCUCGCAAUCAAUUCUUGAGGCAUAUGAAGAGCACUGUCGAGUACAUGCGACAGCUUGGUUUUAUUUUUCUUGAAGAUGAGGUGAAUAUUUCAGAGAGAGGCUGUGUGACAAUGUUAAAUGAUGAUAUAAUGGACGUACGUCGAGGUUUAUUUCAUUAUCCAAAUGAAUCUUUUAUCGGAUUCAAACAACCACCAACACACUUCUACUAUCGCCCAUUUCAUCUGUUCAAUACCCGUCAUUCAGUUGUACCUAAAAACAUAACACAACUAUUCAGGACUUCAUUACAACGUUUGUUUGCUGAAGGACUGAUGAAGAAUACAAUAUUUGUGAUAAUGGGUGAUCACGGAAAUCGCAUAGCUUCCAUUCAACGUUCGUACGUUGGUAGAAUCGAAGAACGUGCACCAUUGUUCAGUAUUCGGUUACCUCAAGGAUAUGCUGCUCGGAAUAAGGAAAAAAUCGCUAAUUUAUUGGCAAACACAAAGAGGCAUAUGCUUAAAACUUGUUAUGCACUAACUGUCAUUAGUACAAAGCACUUACUCUACCGAAAUAUCAAUUGCAACAACAGAACAUCAGGCGUGAGUUUGUUGGAUGAGCGAGUCGACAAGCGAAGAUCAUGCGACGAUGCUGGAAUACCACCAAAUUUUUGUCUCUGUAUGGAAAAUCGAAAAAUGAGUCGAAUGAACAAGUUGUUCUCAUUAUGCCGUCUUUUCCUCACAUUCUUUCUCGAGUUCAUCAAGUGCUUUUCUUUCUUUACAUACGUAAAAACGAAAAGCACUUGA
This is a messenger RNA of Anisakis simplex (herring worm), 837 nucleotides long. NCBI's taxonomy places the organism in Eukaryota, Metazoa, Nematoda, Chromadorea, Rhabditida, Anisakidae. The record is from the annotation of a GenBank genome assembly.